This is a messenger RNA of Eremomyces bilateralis CBS 781.70, 1820 nucleotides long. Its product is annotated as phosphatidylinositol N-acetylglucosaminyltransferase. Bases 374 to 1621 code for a protein of 415 amino acids. Gene Ontology annotation, biological process: GPI anchor biosynthetic process. Gene Ontology annotation, cellular component: glycosylphosphatidylinositol-N-acetylglucosaminyltransferase (GPI-GnT) complex; membrane. Lineage: Eukaryota; Fungi; Ascomycota; Dothideomycetes; Eremomycetales; Eremomycetaceae. The record is from RefSeq and is a predicted model, not a curated record. The transcript has a single exon.
GAGAUGACUUGGAUGUAGGAGAAGAGAUGUGAAGAUAAUAGGGAGAUAUCCAAAGAUGUCAGGGUGCUGGAGUCAGGUCGGAACCUUGAUGGUUGAUUAGUCCGAAGCUAUCGCCGGAUCGCGUCCCAUAGUCAACCACCGACAAGACGUCAUUAAAGUACCAAUUAUUCGUGUCGAUAUAAAUUUCAAAUCAACAUCUACACCAUCCAACAACUAUCGCGACAUAUGAUGAUAGGACUAUGAAGCCCGCAUGACCAUUCACGUGGUCCAAAGCGCCUGACCUUGUGAGAAGAUGCCGUUCGCGGACGUCCAGCAAUCCACCACUCAAUAAGAACUCGAACCUACGAUCCAACUCGGAGAACCAUUUCUCUCCAUGACCUCCCUCCGUCAAGCGUAUGCUCAUAUACGAGAUCCAUCCCACCUUACUCCUCCAGAAACCUCCCGCAGUAGUGGCACUACCCAUCGCUCUCCGCCAACACAUCCUACUGGCGACGAUCCAUCCGUCUCCAAUCCCGCUCCACGCUCGGCUCGCAAGAAACGGCCCACUCGACGAAGCGCGAAACCAGUAUGGCAAAAGCUCUUGUGGGUGCCGCAGGAAUUCCCCGACAACUACACCGAUGAGGCAACCUUCUUAGACCAUCUUCAACGCAAUCCGCAGUUGCGUUCCUAUGAGUUCUGGCCCUUGGCUGCGGAGAGCACGGUGAUUGUGCAACAUGUUUGCUCGGUAGCAAUCUUUGCAUGCUGCUUUGCGGGGAUAUACCAGGAGAGGACAUCACCGUUUACAAUCGCCUACUGGGGAAGCGGAGCCACCAUUCUGGGAUGGGUGUUCUGCGAGUACUGGCUGGGUCAUGACGAGACGAGGUUUGACCACGGUCCCGAGGGCGAGAACGAGGAUGAGAGGGAGCACGAUCUUCCUACCAAUGCGACAAACUCGCCUUCUGCGAUGUUAGAUGAAAAGCAAGGCUCGGGGUCUACGAAUGGAACGAAGGGUCACGAAGCGGUCCCAAUAUCGGGUGUCACUCUCACAAUGCUCUCCGUCCCUACCCAAACUCGAUUAACCACCAUAAAGUCCGGUAUCCUUAUCUACUGUACUCUCCUAGGCCUUUCCCCGAUUCUCAAGUCCCUCACCAAGUCCACUUCUUCCGACUCCAUCUGGGCAAUGUCCUGCUGGCUUAUGAUCAUCAAUGUCUUUUUCUUUGACUACUCCUCCGAAAUUUCUGCCAAAUUCCCGGCUUCUUUAUCUAUGAACGCCGCAGUGAUGGCCAGUACUGUCUUAGCCAGCCGGUUAACGAGCACGACGGAUGUGUUUCUUCUGAUGUUGUUCUCCAUCGAAGUGUUUGCUCUGUUCCCAAUCUUUCGGCUCGACCUACGGCGGACCAGCUGGCAGGCGCAUUUGUCACUAACGGUGGUCUUAGUUGGCAUGGCUGGGAGCGGACUUGGGGUUACGGUGUCUGGCGGCCGCUGGAAGGCUGGCGCCAUCGGGGCAAUUUUGGGAUAUAUCAUCACGAGCCUGGCUAUGGGCCUGUGUAGUUGGUGGCUCAUUGGCCUGCAGAAGUACAAGAACGAGAUAUAUGGACCGUGGGAUCCUGCGCGGCCCGUUAUCAGGCGGCCCUGGGCAUAGCCUUUCUUGUAUACCAGAUGACGACCAUAGGUACCAAACAAAGUUCGCGUUAUACUGCCACAAGCGGACGGUUGGUCACUCUCCUGAUUGGAAUCUCAACUGGUUACCGUACUACAAUGCCGUGAGUGGGAAAGGUUUAGGUCAAAAGGACUCUCAGAUCUGCCAGCCCUGAUGAUCUAAGCCAUAAACUUCGUCUACC